CACGCCUCUGUCGUCGCCGGUGUGUACGAGUUGAUUUUUUCUUCGAGCGCGAAUAAAUUUGUAUAGGUAAUUAAAAGCGACGGAGAGAUACGUCGGUUUAUCGGAAUGCUUCGGCCGUUAUUGGAAUUGUUAGAUUUCGUUCGUCGCGCGUUCCACGUAUCUACUACCUACGAUAUGCUAACAAGAAUAUUUUCUUUUUUCUUCCUCAGGUAGUCAUUUAGGUAGUUCUGCCGGUUUACAUGAUAUCUGUUAUGAAUUACGACAGGUCGAUCGUGAUACAGACUAGGAAACUGGUUUCCUCGCGUGAAUUCAUCGUGUGCAAAUUCGCGGUUUAUAAAGCGAUUCCGCGCAACAAAGUUAUUCAAUGGAUGCCCGGAUAGAAGACAGGUGCAACAUGUACACGCUGCCGUUGCUGCUGUUGCUGAGCCAGGUCUGUUGGGGAUUCACCGGACACGACGUCCCUCAUCCCAACAGGACGGCUCUGUUCGAGCUGUCUGUGAUCCAUUGGAAUGAUUUUCACGCGAGGUUCGAGCAGACAAGCCCGACCUCUGGACCCUGUCACAAGGAGAAGGAGGAUUGCGUGGGAGGAAUCGCCAGAGUCUACACGGCGGCCACUCGGCUCAUGAGCGAACGGCCGAAUCCGAUUUUCCUGAACGCCGGCGAUAACUUUCAGGGUACCCUCUGGUACAAUCUUCACCGUUGGAACGUCACCGCUUUGUUUCUGAAUAAGCUGCCGCAGGACGCCAUGACGAUCGGAAAUCACGAGUUCGACCAGAAGAUCGACGGUAUCGUCCCUUUUCUUCAGCAUGUCAAAGCGCCGGUUGUAGUAACGAAUAUUGACAACAGCAAAGAGCCGAGAAUGAAUAAUUUAUAUCAGAACAGCACGAUCAUCACACGUAACGGUAAGAAGAUCGGCAUUAUUGGUGUUAUCCUGUCGACUACGAAUAUGAUCUCCAGCACGGAGAAUCUUAAGUUCUUGGACGAGGUGGAGACGGUGAACGCCGAAGCCCAGCGGUUGAAAGAGAAAGGCGUGGACAUUAUCAUAGUAUUAAGCCAUUGUGGACUGGACGUGGACAGAGUCACGGCUGCGAAGUGUCCCCUGAUCGAUGUGAUUGUCGGCGGUCAUUCGCACACGUUUCUCUAUACAGGCACGCCGCCUUUUAUUGACAAGCCGGUGGACGAGUAUCCCGUGGUCGUGACGCAGAAAGAGACGCGGAGAACGGUCCUUAUUGUUCAAGCAGCUGCUUUUACAAAGUACUUGGGUAACCUGACGGUGUGGUUCGACGAACAAGGCGAGGUGGUCGACUGGGACGGCAAUCCGAUCCUCUUGGACCACUCCAUCGAGGAAGACGAGGGAAUCCUGAAAGAACUCGAGCCGUGGAAGAAGGAAGUGGACGCGAAGGCUAUGAAAAAAAUCGGCAGCUCUAGGGUUGCGCUCGACUAUCGAUGUCGCAACAAGGAGUGCAAUCUGGGAAAUUUCAUAACAGACGCGAUGGUGGAUGCGUACGUCGACGCUAUCGACGACAAGUCGUACUGGACGUACGCGGCGGUGGCGUGUACGAAUGCCGGGGGAAUUCGCACCAGCCUCGAGCCGACGGACAUCACCUACGGCGAUCUGAUAACGGUCCAUCCUUUCGAGAACACGUGGGAUACUCUCGAGCUGAACGGAGAGACCAUCAAGAAGAUCCUGGUAAUGAGAAACACUCUGGUCUGGUCCGGGCUGAAAAUCACUUACAGAAUAGACGGUGGAGAGAGAAUCGUGGAAAACGUUAAAAUCAGGUGCCAGGCCUGCGAAUAUCCGGUAUUUGAGGAUGUGGUGGAUGAUCAAUGGUACCGAAUGGUAAUACCAUCUUACCUGGUCACCGGCGGAGACAGUUAUAUCCUUUUCAAGAAUAGCAGUCGCAAUCACCAAAUCGGAUCGCUCGAUAUGGAUUAUCUCGAGAAAUACGUGACAAAGAUGAGCCCCAUAAUUGCGGGGAUUGACCGACGGAUGAUCAUUCUGAAAUCCAAAUCCUAGAAAUCGUUAGAUCGUUAGAUCGUUAAAUCUGAAUUGUUAGAUUAACUUUUGAAUACUGCAUGAAACCGCAUUUAGAGAGAAAGAUUAGAGAGAAAGAUUAUAUAAUUUAGUAUUUGAAAGAAAUGUUUAUCGA
Molecule: messenger RNA, 2150 nt
Organism: Dinoponera quadriceps
Lineage: Eukaryota; Metazoa; Arthropoda; Insecta; Hymenoptera; Formicidae
Product: apyrase
Exons: 12
Coding region: 365-2017 (550 amino acids)
Biological process (GO): AMP catabolic process
Cellular component (GO): plasma membrane
Molecular function (GO): 5'-nucleotidase activity
Source: RefSeq, a predicted model, not a curated record